Messenger RNA from Helobdella robusta, 2091 nucleotides. RefSeq lists its product as hypothetical. The transcript is spliced from 5 exons. The record is from RefSeq and is a predicted model, not a curated record. Gene Ontology annotation, molecular function: inward rectifier potassium channel activity. Gene Ontology annotation, biological process: regulation of monoatomic ion transmembrane transport; potassium ion import across plasma membrane. The coding region runs from base 18 to 1640 and encodes 540 amino acids. NCBI's taxonomy places the organism in Eukaryota, Metazoa, Annelida, Clitellata, Rhynchobdellida, Glossiphoniidae. Gene Ontology annotation, cellular component: plasma membrane.
ACGGUAUUGACGGAGAAAUGGAAGAAAGACUGACAGAGAAAGUCAUUCAUAGGAAAGCUAGUCGCGGUAGCGAUUGCCAUAUAGAAAUUAACGAAAGUCAGAUCGACGGGAACAACAACAAAUUAAUAACGGAUAUCGAGGAAACGGCAGAAGUCGGCAGCACGCACGAUACUGACGAAGCCGAGGAGUGUCGAGACAACAUAAAAGCUACCUUUCUGCGCAAACUGCCAGCCAAAGCAAACAAAAGUUUACCAAAACAGGUAGCAUGUGAAGCAAGAGAAGACGCCGUGAAUAAAUUCAGAUACCAGAGAUUCAGAAGCGACAGUGAACUGAUAACUAUAUAUCCAAGUUAUAGCGAAAAUACGUUAGAAAGACCAAGAAAGCAUUAUUGGAAGAAUCCGGAUCCUAUUAAGAUAAAUUGCAAUCCGAAAUAUGUCCGUUACCCUUCACAAUGGUCAAGAAGAGAGAGCCUUCCCAUACCAUCAAACAAUAGUCCGAACUUGAACGAGUAUGAUGUGGCUCAACGAAAACGACGGACAAGCACCUACCUUUCCAAUUGGGAUGCAAGCCUGGCUAAAUAUGGAAGAAGUGUUGGAAGAAGUAAAAAACUCCGCCUCAUCCAGCAAUCCGGAGAAUGCAACGUUCAGUUCAGUAAUGUGCACAAACGUUCAUUAAGAUAUUUGAAUGAUAUUUUCACAACAUUUCUGGAACUGCCAUGGAGGUACAACAUUUUCAUUUUCUUGUUCAUAUUUGUCACAAGUUGGAUCGUAUUUGCUAUGUGCUGGUGGACAUUACACGAAAUAAGUGAUCUAGACGCAAACAACGUAAGUUGCGUGGCCGGAGUCGACUCCUUCAAAACUGCUUUAUUAUUUUCAAUCGAAACUCAACAAACCAUCGGAUAUGGAACACGAGCAAUCAACGACAGGUGCGAGUUUGGUUUUUUGCUGCUGAUGCUUCAAAGUGUCUUUGGAGCAGUCACUCAGUGCUUGGUCACGGGAAUUAUCUUCUCAAAAUUAGCCAGACCUAAUCGUCGAGCUGAAACAGUUAUAUUUAGUAAGAAGGCAGUUAUAUGCUCGGGAGGAAAUGGCGAUUCUACCUUAAAUUUAGAAUUUAGGUUAGGAGAUAUGAGAAAUUCCCAACUGAUUGGAAUCGCAAUGAAAGCUGUCGUUGUUCGCAAAACUUUCCUGGAAAAUGGAAAAUACGUAACACUUUGUCAAAAGAGGAUGCAACUUUGCACAGAAUCUGAUGACGAUUUUUACUAUUUGGCUUGGCCAAUAAGAGUGAUCCACAAGAUUGACGAUUGCAGUCCGUUCUGGGGAGCGACUCAAGACCAGAUAAGUCACGCGGAGUUUGAAAUACUGAUCGUGUUAGAAGCUAGUUGUGAAGCCACUGGGAGCACUGUUCAAGUGAAAACAUCUUACCUUCCGAGCGAGAUUGACUAUGGUUUCAAGUUGGCUCCGUUGUUUACGAGGACCAAGUUGAACGGCCAGUACAAAGUUGAUUAUUCGAAAUUCCACGAAACCAUACCAGACGAUAACAUGCCAAAAACUGAUCCACGCAUCAGCAAGCGUAACUACAUAAUGGCCAACAGCCUGAUGACAAAUGGAUCACUGCCAUCAUUCGAAGAUGAAAAAAGUUGAAGUGCUCAAUUUUUUUAGUCGAAUAAAAUUAGAUUAUAUUUUAACUUACCUAUUAUAUUUUCAUUCCACAUAAUUUUUCAUUUUGAAAUUUUUUCAAUACUUUUUAUAAACUUUCAACUGUGAAACUGUCUCGAUAACUCAUCACAUUAAUAUUAAGUUAGCAAAUUGACUGGCUCGUCCAAACAGCAACCGCCAGGAUUGUUGAAUCUAACGCAAUGUAGAGUUAUUAGUUUCAUCAUGUGAGUUUUUUGGUUGAUGAGGGUCUUAUAGAAAUUAUUUGUAAUACUGAUGUAUUUUUUCAUUUAUUAUUAUGAAGGGUUGAGAUAAAAUAUGCGCCUUGAUACGCCAAAUUUAUAAAUAUCUAUAGCCUGCCUUCUUUAUUUCUACUAUUUUAUUAUAUUUUUGAAAGAUAUUUUUGAUAUUGAUGGAAAUAAAUAUUUUACACGGCAAA